Molecule: messenger RNA, 2059 nt
Organism: Chara braunii
Lineage: Eukaryota; Viridiplantae; Streptophyta; Charophyceae; Charales; Characeae
Source: the annotation of a GenBank genome assembly
UUAGUCCCCUAUGCCUUGGGCACUGGGCCCUUUUAUUACUCCGUUCGAUUUAUUGAUUGAUUGGUUCGUCCCGAUUGAUUUUUUCGCUGAAGUUUUUGCUCGAUCUGUGUCUGAGACUCUUCGAAUCGUGCUACUGGAUCGGUUUUCUGUUCUAUGGCGCAGUUGUAUGCAUGGGUCGAGUCGGCGUUGACAUCCGCUUUGACGGAGUUGUGUGCGGCGAAGUCGGCGCAAGAGCGGCGGUUGAGGGAGUUAUGCGCGGUUAUGCAGCACGCAAGCAGCAGGAAGGACAGCGGGGACUCGGAGAGACUCCCAGGUCGCAGUGGAUUGUUCCUUGGAAUCACUGUGCCAAGCCUUUCCCCACUGAAGAUCGAUUCGGCAUGGCUGCUCUCUACAUACCACAGGACGACGUGUGCUCUCAUCCUGACGACCAUCCCAGCACACUUCUCAGAGGUGCUUCGGCUGCAUUUCCGAGCAAGGUUGUGGGAGUUCAGCCAAGCAGUGCGAAGGCGGGUGUUGGGCCUGGCGCAAGGAGGAGGAGGCCGCGGAAGCGCUGUCGGGGGGAAAGAGAAGGGAGUGCAGGAGAACGAGGAGGGGGGAGCGUACAAGAUACUUCGAACCGGUUUGGCUGCAAUGGAUACGGACAUGCUUGGGCCGCACAGCGACAUGCUUGAGAAGGCAGGCGAUCACAGAGACGGGGUGGAUGGUAGUGGCAACACUCAAGGGAGCCCGGACGAGUCGUUUCUUCAUCAGAGAGGGUUUGACAAGGCAUUGCACAGACGGCAAAAGGUCGAGAGAGCGCAAAUGAUGCAAGGCAGUGGAGAGAGGGGGAAAGGGGCGGGAGAGGGAGGAGGAGACGAAGAAGAAUGUGACGAUGAUGGGGAGGCAAUGGGCCGGCGAAAGGUGCGAAAGAGAGGGGAGGAAUCGGAGAGUGUUGGGGAGGAGGGAGAGGAGGGUGAGGAGGGUGAAGAUGACGAUGACGACGAGGAAGAGGAAGGUGAUGACAUGGAAGGCAUGGAUUAUGUGUUGGGCUCCAGGGGUGUGGGGGUAGGAUUAGGUGCGUCGGAGGCCGCAGAAGUUGCCGGAACAAGCUGGGUUGCUGAUGUGCGGCGGGUGGCUACCCAACUGCGCGACCUUGGCUUGAUGACGAUGAGCGAGGAAGCGUAUGCCAAUGUGAUAUACUCUCAACUCCGGGGGAAGAUACUGCGGCUUGGAAAAGAGCAAUUUGAGAGACCUGUGCUGCCGCUGAUAAGACAUUGGAUUGAGGCAGUGCCAUUGCGUUUCCUGUGUGUUCUUCUGCCCUCCUCUUCUCUAUUUCCCUCCUAUGCGAACUCCAAAUUGGCAUCUCCAGGUUCUGCUGUGACGACACCCGGACCCAAUCCAUUUCCGUCGCCGCUUGCGUCGCCUGCAAUCACUGCUCCCGGCGGAGACGAAGCAGCAACUGUCGCAGUUGUCCGAUGGCGCCUGAGGCUGGAAUUCUACACUUAUGAAAUUCUUGGCGACUUACGGAUCAGUGAGCUUUUCGAUAUCAUCAAAGAUUAUCCAGAGAGGCUGACCGACGAUUCAGAAGUUGGUGCAUCUGGAGGAGGCGAUUCUCUCUUCGAGGAGCUUGGGAGAUCGGCUACCAUGUUAGAGGCUGAGGACAGCGAAUUUGAUCCUGAGCAAGGAGAUGGGGAAGAGGCAUGGACGGCAGCCAUGAGAUGGGACCCGGACCCGGUGGAGGCCGAUCCAUCGAAGACGAGCAGGAGCAGGCGGAUGAUGGAUAUCAUCAGUACUUUGGUCGGGAUCUACGGCUCCAAGGAGCUGUUCGUCAACGAGUACCGACUCAUGCUUGCCGACAAGUUACUCGCAAAGUCGGAUUACGAUACCGACAGAGAUAUAAAGACGCUGGAACUUUUGAAGGUAUGUUUUAUGGUGCGGAUUUUGGAUUUGACUGUCUGCGAUCACAUACAUAUAUGGUUGAGAGGAGUCCCACUGUGAUUGUGAGAAGUGAUCGUCACAUAUCUAUUCACCUAUAUAUAUAUAUACAGGGUUGCCGGCGUUCGGGAUGGGCCGAACACCG